CACAGAAGCACCGUGGCGAUUUCUAUCAUCGUUUAGCACCACUGAAGGUGAGACAUUUAUUCCGGGCACGUACCUGACAACGGACUGUCCUGAAGCCCCUAGGAAUCUCGCGCUCUUGUAGAGUGUGAGAGAGAGUAGCGCGCGCGCUGCACGGACCGCAGUGGAAUGUAGCGGGGAUUCCCGGCGCGGGGCAAGGUGACUGUCAAUCGUUCAUCAACGCCCCAAGAAAACACCUGAGUAGGUGGAGCAUGGCCAGUGGGAGUGGCUGGCGUUGCUAUGCCUAAAGGCACGUGGCGACGGUGUCCAUGGAGACAGAUGGCAGCUUCACUGAGGGGCACGGUCUGUCCCUCUUACAGGCAGAAGAUAGCGUGGGGGUCGGACUCGCACAGCAGGACGGGACGUGGCUGGGCUUCCGGGCUACACUGAGCGCUGUGCUGCUGCUGGAGUUGCUCCUGGGGGUGGGCGGCAAUCUGACCGUGCUGGUGUUAUACUGUGGUCACUGCAGCCUGUUGGAGUCCGUCAGCCAUGCCGUCACGCUCAGCCUGCACACCCUUGACCUGCUGCUCUGUCUCCUCUGCCUGCCGAUCACUGCCACGCUCCUCAUACUGGGCGGAGCCUCGGUUCCUCACCACGCCCUCCUCUGCUGUCUUCACGAAUCGGCAGCCAGCUUUGCCAGCGUAGGCACCGCACUCAACCUACUGCUCAUCAGCUUAGACCGCUAUGACAUCAGUGUCCGGCCAGCCAAUCGCCUGCUGACGCCUCGAAGGGCAACCGUUUUGCUUGUUGCAGUGUGGGCGAUUUCUUUAGCCAUGCCACUCCUACCAUUCGUGGAGGCGGGGUUUGUGUCGGGGCAAGGCGAGGGGGUGUUUCUGCACUCCAAUAGCACUGUGCUUUGUUCAGAGUGGGGAGGAACUCUGCAGGCUCAUCUGUUACUACAGGUUCCGGUGUUCCUGUGCUCUCUCGCUGUGAUGCUGUUUACAUACUCCCGAAUUCUUCAGGCACUGCGCAUCCGCAUCGGACGCACGGCCAGGCCCCAUCGAGACAGCAAACGACCUGGUCCUGGACUUCGCCUCUGGUUACGCUGUAAAAGGUCAAUGAGGUCGCCGGAUCACAUUACGACAAACACACCCACUUCCCCCCCGCCGCUUUCGACUGCACCACUUAUCACCUCAGAUGCAGUUACCACGGUAACCAUCAACACUGAGACGAACACUCCCUCGCUCACCACGCCCCUUAGCCCCACCCCCAUUGUGUCUGUGAUAACUUCGCCUUUAAGCCCCACUCCCACUGCAUCAAUGGCAACCACGCCUUUGAGUCCCACCGCAUCUGUGUCUGUCAUAACUAGCACCCACAUUCCCACCCUUGCUACAUCAUCAGUGGCCACGCCUUUGACUCCCAUGCCCACUGUGUCUACAGUAACCACUCAGCUAAGUCCCGCCCCCAUCCAGGGUCCAUCUAGCAUGGGUGUGGGCGCGUCAGUCUCGGCCAUUUUGGCUCUGCGUCGAGCGGUUCGGCGCCACCGAGAUCGAAGGGAACGUCGAAGGCGAGUCUUUCGCAUGUCCGUCAUCAUCAUCCUCUCGUUUCUGCUAUGCUGGGCGCCUCUCUCCAUCAUUCCUCUUCUCAUGCUGGCCAUCGGGCCGUCUGAUUGGCUAGAACGCCUGAGACUCUGCUUUCUGGUGCUCGCUUAUUGGACGGUAGUGCUACAUCCGCUGCUUUAUGCGUUCACGCGCCAAAAACUUCGCAAAGUUCUGCAUACCCGUCUGCGCAGGCUGCGGCCACAAAACACGCAGACUCGUAUUGGCACUAACACCAGGAUCCGUCGCAAGCACGGGGCAGAUUGCAGCGAUGCUACUGACCGCUGCCUGGCGGAGGCUGUUAGAGAGUGAGAGUUUGUGUGUAUGUGGUUUGUAACUAGGCUCACACGGAAUCUGAAUGCGCAUUCCCUUAUGUACACCAUCCAUCUGUCCAUUUAUUAAAUAUCUUGGAUUAUUUAAUUAUGCUUUUAGCAGCAAAUAUGAUUAUUUUCAACUCCUUUUAA
Messenger RNA from Rhinichthys klamathensis goyatoka, 2038 nucleotides. RefSeq names its product G-protein coupled receptor 22. Lineage: Eukaryota; Metazoa; Chordata; Actinopteri; Cypriniformes; Leuciscidae. Gene Ontology annotation, cellular component: membrane. The record is from RefSeq and is a predicted model, not a curated record. Gene Ontology annotation, biological process: G protein-coupled receptor signaling pathway. The transcript is spliced from 2 exons. Bases 306 to 1886 code for a protein of 526 amino acids. Gene Ontology annotation, molecular function: peptide binding; G protein-coupled receptor activity.